Molecule: messenger RNA, 1620 nt
Organism: Haliotis rubra (blacklip abalone)
Lineage: Eukaryota; Metazoa; Mollusca; Gastropoda; Lepetellida; Haliotidae
Product: QRFP-like peptide receptor
Biological process (GO): neuropeptide signaling pathway
Cellular component (GO): membrane
Molecular function (GO): G protein-coupled peptide receptor activity
Source: RefSeq, a predicted model, not a curated record
UCGACAUGAUGCAGCUUAAAGGUUAAGUGGAAACAUCCCUCCAUCUGCUAAAGGAAUCCGGUCCAGUGUCAAUCCACGUUAUACUGUCUUGACAUAAACACCGAAAGACGUCAGACACCGUUGGAGACUAUAUACAGCGACAUCAGUUACGACUCUACAGUAUCUCUCUUCACUGUACAGAGCAGUGCAAGCCAAAAUAUGUUACCAAACUCAACCACUGACAACACUGAUGUACCUACAAAUACCGCUUCUUAUAUAUGGAAAUGGCACGGGGCAGAGGUCAUAUUUCUCUGUCUCAUGUUUGUCUUCGCAAUCCUUGGCAACAUCCUCGUCAUCUACAUAUACCACUUCCGGUGGCGUCGGUCUAACUUCAGUCUGUUCAUUGAGGUCCUUGCCGUCCUGGACCUGACCAAUGCCAGCAUCAAUCCCCUCUUCCUGAUCAUCACUCUGAAUGACCACCAUCAAAAGUUCGCUGCCUUGUGUCAAACAAGUUCGUUCGUUGCCAUAACUACAGUGAUGGCUUCUGCCGUUGUGCUGGUCGUUAUUGCUUUUGACCGAAACAGAAACAUCUGCAACCCUUUGAAGAAGAAGAUCAGUGUGAAGGCAGCUCGGACAUGCUGUCUUCUGGCUGUAUCCCUUGGGAUUGUUGUAGCAAUUCCCGGCAUAUUUGUGAACGGACGGAGAGAGCUUAUGUUUGAAGACAACGGAGUACGGAUCAACAUUACACAGUGCUACUUCACGGAGGAGAUGGACGGAACGGCAUUGUUCUGGGUUUUUAUGACCAUCCUGAGCGUAGUGUUUCUCGCUGUAAUGGUCAUCCUAGGUGUCUUGUACGUUUCUAUAUAUCGUGCAUUGAAGAUACACACAGCCAGAAGGCCUUCAACAACAAUAUGCGAGAAAAAGAAUAAAAUGUUUCGGUCUCAUAAGACAUCAGCCAAAAUAUUUUUUGCUGUAACGGUUGCGUUUUUCUGCAGCUACUUUCCUUACUUCAUCGCAGUCAUAGUUUUUUUGUUUGACGGGCAAUUGAACGUGUUAUCUCCAGGCGUGAAAGCUGCAGCCGACAUUGCCAAGUUGUCUCCCUUGAUGAGCAAUGCCAUCAACCCUCUCAUCUAUAGUGUGUCAUCCAAGCGCUUCCGGAAGGAAGUGUUCGACGUCUUCCGGUGCAAAGUUUUCAAACAGACACGUUCGGAGCGCGAUCGUACGGUGGUGCAGGGCACGGCGUCGUCCACGGCUGACGUUGAGACAUAGACUUGACGACGUCCAUAAUGAGUAUUAAACAUGUACGUCCAUGACUCUAAACAUUUACCAAACAUUGUUUAUGUAACGUUAAGCUGUUGUAUUCAUCUAUGUGUGAUAAAGGAAUGUGCUGUCCAUGCUGUACAAGAGGGGUCGGGGUGGGGUAGCCUAAUGGAUAAAGCGUCCGCUUGUCACCAUGAAGACCCGGGUUCGAUUCCCCUCAUGGGAACAAUGUGUGAAACCCAUUUCUGGUGUCCCGCGCCGUGAUGUUGCUGGAAUAUUGCUAAAAUAGUAUUCAUUCAUUCAUGCUAUAUUCAUUGUCAAACUUAUACAGUUUGUUGUAAAACGAAUAUUUAAGGUUUAAUAAACCAUAUAACUCAUGAA